Molecule: messenger RNA, 5302 nt
Organism: Baudoinia panamericana UAMH 10762
Lineage: Eukaryota; Fungi; Ascomycota; Dothideomycetes; Mycosphaerellales; Teratosphaeriaceae
Exons: 2
Coding region: 269-5302 (1677 amino acids)
Biological process (GO): transmembrane transport
Cellular component (GO): fungal-type vacuole membrane; fungal-type vacuole
Molecular function (GO): ATP hydrolysis activity; ATP binding; ABC-type peptide transporter activity
Source: RefSeq, a predicted model, not a curated record
AGGGUGUCAUUGACUCCACGCGGAAAGUGGCGUGGCGGGCAUUGACAGCUUCAAGUUCGGUGGAUGCACCUAUCGAUUCUUUCGCAGCAUUACUUCCUGUCGACAUUAAAGCUUGUAACAUAUUGACUGGACUGCGGUGACUCGUCCGCUCCCUACAAUCGAAAACUUCGUCAGCCUAGCGUCAUUCUGGUGACCGUGCCAUCGCAGCGCAACCUUGAUAUACAUCCACAUUGGUCUGCGAUGUUUCCAUAAUUCACCCCAUCGGACAAUGUUCGCCCAUUGCAAGCGCGGCGUAUGGGAUCUUGACGAUUUCACCAGCUGCUUUGAACGAGACUACCUACAAACACUUCUACCACUUAUAGCAUGUGGACUGUCACUGGUAUUCCUACUUGUUCAAAUUGCCCGCUCGGCCAUCCGCGCGCGCAGGAAAAGCGGCUAUACUGUUCUUAAGGACCACCUUCACAAUGGAGUACGAUCGUCGGAGCAGCAGGAGGAAGACAAUGGUGACGAGGAUGAGGACGUGCAAGAUGCGGAUUUGACGCUUCAGUCGACGCGCAGCCAGGCCAGAGUGUCGGUGGUGGAGGUGGACAAGCCAAGAGGUGAGGUCGUGAUUGCCGCGAUAGAAGAACUGGCCGUCAUUGCGGAAGUUGGCAUUCAUAUUGCGGCUUUGAUGUUGCACACCGAGGGCCGGAAAGGCAGGGUGGCGCAAAUCGCUGGUUUCGCAACCUGGGCAUAUAUUGCCGUACUGACAAGUUCACGGCUACUGUUCAGCACAUCAUCACGGCUAUCCUUUCCGCACCUGUGGUACCAUACUUCUUUCUUAUACGGAUUCCAAUGGCUCUGUACAGUGCUUCUCUUUCGCUCGGAGAUCAUCCAUCCGUGGACCCGGUUGACACAAGCCCUCACCAUCGCAGACUUUGCACUUGUCACACUUCUCACGCUGAUCGCUUUGACUUCUCGCAAGGGCAACAAAGCAGUAGAGUUGGAACAUGAGGGUGAUCUAGAGCCGUCGCGCGAGCCGCUGGCAAGCCUGCUUUCCUUGGUUACGUUCUCAUGGGUCGACCCGAUCGUCUGGCAAGGCUACCGCAAGACGACCGAGAUGACCGACGUCUGGAACCUGAUGGCUAAAGACAAGGCUGCUGCCAUCCUCGCUGAUUAUCGGCAAGUCAAGAAAACAUGGUCCUUGGCCUACCACCUUCUCCAUUACUUCAGACACGGCCUCCUUGUUCAAGCCGCAUGGGCCGUGAUUAGAGGACUGAUCACCUUUGCACCGACCAUUCUCCUCAAAGUGAUCCUGCAGUACGUUGAGGACCCCGCAUCGACUCCGCGUAACGCGGCUUGGUUUUACGUGAUAUUGCUGUUCGUCUCCGGCGUGGUCGAGGCCUUGGCAAGCGGUCAGUCGCUCUGGAUAGGCCGGAAGAUCUGUAUCAGAAUCAAAGCCAUCAUCAUCGGCGAGAUCUACGCCAAAGCACUGCGCCGCAAGGCUGCCGCCGGCUCGGACAAGGUUCUCGGCCAAGACAAGAAGAAGGAUGAAGGCGAGCCGAAGCAGGGACUGUUGAAAAAGGCCAUGUCGUUUGGUCGGAAGAAGAAGGCCGAAACAACGAAGCCGAAUGACGACAACGCUCAGAAAGCACCGGCGGACGACGCUCAGGUUACAUCUGGGGCGAUCAUCAACCUCAUGGCAGUGGACUCGUUCAAGAUCGCCGAAAUUAGCGCGUACCUGCACUUCCUGUGGGCCGAAACACCGGUGCAGUUCGUGCUCGCCAUCCUACUCCUCUACCUCUUCCUUGGACUCAGUAGUAUUGUUGGCAUAGGCAUGAUGGCGCUCUUACUGCCGGUCAACAUGGUGAUAGCCAAGCAGUUCUCCACUGUGCAGAAGCAAAUCUUGGCCGCCACAGACGCUCGGAUUCAUACCACCAAUGAGGUGUUGCAGAACAUCCGCAUCAUCAAAUACUUCGCAUGGGAACAGCGCUUCCUUGCAACUGUCGAUGAGAAGCGGGUCGUUGAGCUACGACAUCUUCGCAACCGCUACAUCGUAUGGGCGAUAGCUGCCACAAUCUGGUCCGGCGCACCCAUCAUCAUCACAUUCCUUACUUUCCUCGUCUACACUCUCGUGGAGAAAAAGGAUCUGGUGCCAUCCAUUGCCUUCACCGCGCUAUCGCUGUUUAGUCUCCUGCGCAUACCGUUGGAUCAGUUGGCCGAUAUGGUAGCCCACGUGCAGGAGUCGAAAGUCUCAGUGGAUCGCGUGGAGGAGUAUUUGAAUGAGGCAGAGACGGAUAAGUACAAGCAGCUCGAAGCUGACGAGAAGGACGAGGAGGGCCAGCCCUUAAUCGGCUUCGAUCGUGCGACAUUCAGCUGGGGCGGAAAGGAUGCCGAUGACUUCAAGAUGAUUGAUCUGGAUAUGCAAUUCAAAGUCGGGCAGCUGAACGUGGUUAUUGGGCCUACUGGAAGCGGCAAGACGUCACUCUUAAUGGCGUUGCUGGGCGAAAUGACCAUCCUGGACGGAUCUGUCUACCUACCCGGCGGUCGCAGUAGAGAGGACUUGAAGCCGGAUCCGGAGACUGGGCUUGUCGAGUGUGUCGCCUACUGCGCUCAACAAGCUUGGCUCGUCAAUGGCACGAUCAAGGACAACAUUGUCUUCGCUAGCAAAUGGGACGCUCGACGGUACAAGGACGUCAUUAUUGCAUGCUCGUUACAGCGUGACCUAGAAAUCCUGGAUGCCGGUGACCAGACACUGGUGGGCGAGAAGGGUGUUACAUUGUCCGGAGGGCAGAAGCAGCGCAUAAGCUUGGCUCGUGCGCUUUACUGCAAUGCUCGGCACGUACUCAUGGAUGACGUGCUGAGCGCUGUGGAUUCGCAUACAGCGAAGUGGAUCUUUGACAAAGCGCUCAUGGGCCCGCUAAUGUACAAUCGCACGUGCAUCCUGGUCACGCACAAUGCGACGUUGUGCUUGCCGUACGCGGACUUUGCUGUUGUGCUAGACAACGGCCGAGUGGCUGCGCAAGGACCGCCGACGGAAGUCAUCUCGUCCGGCGCAGUGGCCGAGGACAUGUCGAAAUUCGAGUCAAAAUCGGUGUCACGCAGUCAGUCAACGUUGCCUUCGAGAGUGCCUUCUGGCAUUGGUGGUGAACAGCCUUUGAGCAGCGAGACUGGUAACGGGCAUCUCAAGCCACCACAUAUUCCGGGCAUGAAUAAGGUGGUGGAGGCUGAGUCCCAAGACGAGAAGAAAGCCGAAGGUGCCGUCAAGCUCCAGAUCAUCGUGUCGUACCUUCGUAAUAUGGGCGGCUGGAUGUACUGGACCGUUGCAGCUUUGUGCUUUGCCGCACAGCAGGUCUCGCAAGUGGCGACAAAUGUCUGGAUCCGCAAUUGGGCGAAUGCAUACACACGCCGCGAGGCUAUCACGGUGAUGGACAGUCACGGGAACUCGCCGAUCACUCACGUUCAGAGCAGCCUUGGUGGAUCAACGAACUGCUUGAGGACUGGUUCUUGUAUAUGGGGCAUCCCACUUUGGUCGCAGCCAAGGACUGGACUUUCUGUCUCCGUCGCAGGUUCUGAGGUUGACGUCGGCUACUAUCUCGGUGUUUACGCAGUCCUCGGCAUCGCGUACAUGGCUAUUACGCUGACUCGCGAAGGCGUGCUUUUCGGAGGCUCGCUCACAGCUUCGAAACGCAUCCACCGUAACCUUAUGGAAGCGGUAACGCAUGCGCGGUUCCGCUUCUUCGACACGACACCUCUCGGACAAAUCAUGAACCGCUUCUCGAAGGAUAUUGAAGCUAUCGAUCAAGAAGUAGCGCCCGUUGCUGUGGGUGUCGUACACUGUCUUGCGUCCAUCAUCACGAUUGUCGUGCUCAUCUCGGUUAUUACUCCGGCCUUCUUGAUCGCAGGUGUCUUCAUUACAAUCCUAUACUUCCUAAUCGGAGCCUUCUACAUCAAUUCUUCACGGGACUUGAAGCGGCUAGAGUCCGUUCAGCGAAGUCCUCUCUACCAGCAAUUCGGCGAGACGCUUACCGGCAUGACUACCAUCCGAGCCUACGGCGACGAACGUCGCUUCAUCCGCGAGAAUCUGCAACGUAUCAACACUCAUUCCCGCCCCUUCAUCUACCUUUGGGCCGCAAACCGCUGGCUUGCGUUUCGUGUUGAUGUGGUCGGUGCGCUCGUUGCGUUCUUCACCGGCGUCUUCGUGGUGCUGUCGGUCGGCAGAGUGGACGCCGGUGCUGCGGGUCUCGCAAUGACAUACGCCGUCACCUUCACGGAGAAUGUGUUGUGGUUUGUGCGUUUGUAUGCGAGCAACGAGCAGAAUAUGAACGCUGUAGAGCGUAUCAAGGAGUAUCUGGAUGUGGAUCAGGAAGCGCCGCCUAUUAUUCCGGACAACAGGCCUGAGGCUAAUUGGCCUAGCAAAGGAUCAGUGGAGUUCAUCGGCUACAGCACCCGUUAUCGGAAAGACUUCGACUUCGUGCUCAAGCAUAUCACGUUCAAGAUCUUACCGGGCGAGAAGGUGGGCGUUGUGGGAAGGACAGGAGCGGGCAAGAGCUCGCUCGCUUUGGCCUUGUUCCGGGCGCUGGAGGCGGAGGAGGGCAAGAUCUUGAUAGAUGAUGUCGACAUUGGUCUCAUCGGACUCCAAGAUCUGCGCGAGAAUGUGGUAAUGGUACCCCAAGACCCUACCUUGUUCACCGGAACCAUUCGCAGCAACCUGGACCCGUUCGGCCUUUUCACUGACGAAGACAUCUAUACUUCGCUCCGCGGUGUCCAGCUCAUUGGCGCUCCGUCCGUGACAACUUCAGCCGCACCGUCAAGACCGCAGACACCUGCCCCUAACACGCCAACAAAGCAGCAUUCUUCACCAGCGGAGAACUCGAACCCAACAGACUCCGCAGCAUUCGAGAACAAGAACAUCUUCCGUAAUCUGAAUACCACAGUCGCUGAAUCGGGCAGCAAUCUCUCGCAAGGUCAACGUCAGCUACUCUGCCUGGCGCGAGCGAUGCUCAAGGCGCCGAAGGUAUUGUUGAUGGACGAAGCGACGGCGUCGAUUGAUUACGCCACGGACGCCAAAAUUCAAGAGACGAUUCGUGAGAUCAAGAAUACAACACUCACCAUCGCUCAUCGGCUGCAAACGAUCAUCGAUUACGACAAGGUCCUUGUGCUGGACAAGGGCGAAGUAGUGGAAUUUGGCGAUCCGUAUGAGCUUGUCAACAAUGAGCGCGGUAUCUUCCAUGGGAUGUGCGAGAUGAGCGGCGAUCUAGAACUGUUGUUGCGGGAGGCGAAGAAAGCGCAUGAUGCGAGGAAGCUGGUUGACGAUAGCUGA